Messenger RNA from Vollenhovia emeryi, 605 nucleotides. Its product is annotated as small integral membrane protein 13. The record is from RefSeq and is a predicted model, not a curated record. The transcript has 2 exons. Bases 351 to 584 code for a protein of 77 amino acids. NCBI's taxonomy places the organism in Eukaryota, Metazoa, Arthropoda, Insecta, Hymenoptera, Formicidae.
GGGGAGGGGGGUGCGUACAUAACCUGUACGUACGCGUACCUGUCGCUUCGAUUUUCAAAAUGGCGUGCCGAGCGUGAGUGGCAAGGAGAGGCGAGGACAGGCACUCGCUCCGUCGUCCUUGUCGUCGUCGCCGUCGCCGUCGCCGUCGCCGCCGCGACAUCCAGCCGUGUUAUCCUGCCGUCGUAAUCGUCGGGUCGCGAGCACGUGUACGGUGCCCCGCUCGCGCGCCAAGUUGCCCCCCCUCGUGAAGGAAGUUAUGCCAUCGCACGCGCGCAGGACGUAGGGAAAGCUCUCUUCUCUUCUUCUUUUUUCUUCUUUCCUCCCCGCCGUUUCCUCGUUCGCGUUCCUUGAUGGAGAUCCCGGCGGAGAUCUCGAUGGAAAUCUUCCUAACGGCGUUCUCCGUGAUAUUCAGUCUGUUAAUAGUGUUCCUCCUUGUUGUGAUAGGUUGGUACUUAGUCUGGACGUUCUUCCUGUCACGGUUCCGCUUCGUGAGAGAAUUAACUGGGAAUGGAAUGAGUGAAUCGUCAUCGGUGAACGAUUUGAAAACCGGCCGCGCACGCAUAAAGAAACUUCGUCGGGAUUAAAUACCGAACGAUAUACUGAAG